This is a messenger RNA of Hyaloperonospora brassicae, 1332 nucleotides long. The record is from the annotation of a GenBank genome assembly. NCBI's taxonomy places the organism in Eukaryota, Oomycota, Peronosporomycetes, Peronosporales, Peronosporaceae.
AUGAGCUCGUUCCGCCUGCGCGUGUGCAACGCGCGUCAGCUCGUCCAGGUCUGUGCCCAUGGCGAGCGCUUCAAGGCCGGCGCGGCCCAGAACGAGCUGUCGGUGCUCGCGAACGCGUCGCUCGUGGUGGACCACACGGGCACAAUCGCGUGCGUCGGCCGCGCUGUGGACGUGGACGAGUGGCUCCGCGCGCAGCCGCAGCCCGUGCGCUUUGACAGGGACGUGGACGCGCGCGAGCUGGUGGCGCUGCCCGGUCUCGUGGACGCGCACACGCACCCCGUGUGGAGCGGCAGCCGCGUGCACGAGUUCGCCCUGAAGCUGGCGGGGGCCACGUACAUGGACGUGCACGAGAGCGGCGGCGGGAUCAACCGGACGGUGCAGAGCACGCGCGAGAGCGCCGAGGCCGAGCUGACGGCGCUGCUGCGGAGGCGACUGGACCGCAUGGCGCGCUGCGGCACGACGCUCAUCGAGGCCAAGAGCGGCUACGGCCUCGAGACGGAGUCGGAGCUCAAGCUGCUGCGGGUGCUGCACGCCGUGGGUGUCGGGGCGGACGCGCACGCGGUGGAAAUCGUCGCCACUUACUUGGGCGGCCAUGCGGUGCCAGAGGGUCGGACCGCUGCGGAGGCAACGGCCGACAUCGUGACGAAGCAGAUCCCAGCGAUCGUGCGGGCAAAGACGGACGGGACAGUGUCGCCCGAGUUCAUUGACGUCUUCUGCGAGAAGGGCGUGUUUGACGCCAACGACAGCCGCCGCAUUCUGGAGGCGGGCAAGAACGCUGGACUGGCACUCAACUUCCACGGAGACGAACUGCACCCGAUGCAGUCGGGUGUGCUCGCCAGCGCGCUGGGUGCACGUGCGGUCUCGCACUGCGAAAUGCUGACGGCACAAGAUCUUCGAGCGAUGGCAACGAACGAGCCAGAGCCCGUGUUUGCCGUGCUCCUUCCCACGACAAAGUACGUGCUGAACUUGCCCAGUCCACCGGUCCGUGAUAUGAUUGCAGCGGGUGUCCCCGUUGCGCUCGGGAGCGACUACAACCCAAACGCCCACUGCCUGUCGAUGGCUCUGACCAUGAACAUGGCUUGUGUCUUGUUUGGCAUGACGAUGGAGGAAGCCCUUGUGGGUGCUACUAUCAAUGCCGCUGCUUCGAUCAACCGGUCAGCUUCUCACGGCAGUUUGGAAGCAGGCAAGCAGGGCGACUUGGUGCUGAUGCGGGCGACUCAGUGGGAGCAGAUCAUAUACGAAAUGGGCGACCCUCCGAUCGAGCACGUGGUGAAGAAAGGAGUCAUCUGCUUCACGCAACAGCCUUCCGAGGUGUCUAUUGUCUCGCAGUAG